Salvia hispanica is the source of this 1688-nucleotide messenger RNA. RefSeq names its product Ribophorin I. NCBI's taxonomy places the organism in Eukaryota, Viridiplantae, Streptophyta, Magnoliopsida, Lamiales, Lamiaceae. The record is from RefSeq and is a predicted model, not a curated record. Gene Ontology annotation, cellular component: membrane; oligosaccharyltransferase complex.
AUCACUGUAGAGAGAGAGAAAUUCUCUAAAUCUUCACUCCAAUGGCAGCCGCGAUUUUCUCUCUCUUCAUUUUCGUCGUCGCGCUGCUGAUCGGAACGUCGUCGGCCUCCUCCUCUAGCCUCCAGAUCCUCCAAGCCGAGCGUCAGAUUGAAUUGACUUCGCACAUUGUUAGGGUUUAUCUGACAUUGAAGAUAGAGAACACUGGGGAUGCUCCAGCAACAGAAGUUCUUCUAGCAUUCCCACCUACGCAGUUUGACCAUCUAGCGUUGGUUAAAGCAGCUGUGACUGUCGGAAAAAAGAGGAAGAAAUCUUAUUCCCCUCUUGAAGCCAAGCCAACCGAACAACCUGACGCACCUAAUGGAACAAAAUACUAUUCUGUGUCAUUGCUCAAACCAUUGGCAAAGGGUGAGACUACCACUCUAGAAAUACUUUACAUCUUGACCCAAUCUCUCGAACCCUUCCCAAAGGAGAUCGCGCAGUCUGAUCCUCAAUUAGUGUAUUACCGCGAUAGUGCAAUUAUACUGUCACCAUACCAUAUUGCGCACCAGGCAACCGUGAUUAAAACCCCAAGUAACAAUGUGGAAUCCUUCACCCAAGUCGAUCCUGCUCACCGUAGUGGCAGUGAACUGAGAUAUGGGCCAUAUGAGGGUCAUGGUCCUUACUCAUACUCUCCUAUUAUUGUCCAUUUUGAAAAUAACCAUCCGUUUGCUGUUGUGGAGGAGCUUGAGCGGGAAAUUGAAAUCUCUCAUUGGGGAAGUGUACAGAUCACUGAGCGUUACAAGUUAGCUCAUGCCGGUGCUAAGCACAAAGGUGCUUUCUCGAGGGUUGAGUAUCAAUCGAGACCCGGCGGUAGUGGUGUCUCCUCUUUCAAGCAUCUUCUUGCAGUACUACCCCCACGCGUUCAUUCUGUCUACUACAGAGAUGAGAUUGGAAAUAUAUCAACAUCCCGUUUGCGUACAAACUCCAAGAAGUCUGAGUUGUUAAUAGAGCCACGUUAUCCUUUAUUUGGAGGCUGGAAAGCAACCUUUCUCAUUGGAUAUGGAGUGCCACUGAAGGACUUCCUUUUUGAAUCAGCUCCCGGUGCUCGUUACCUGAAUUACACUUUUGGCUGCUCUAUCGCAGAUACUGUAGUUGACAAGCUGACAAUCAAAGUUGUCCUCCCAGAGGGCUCAAAGGAUCCGUCUGUUGAAGUUCCAUUUGCAGUCAAACAAAGUUUAGAGAAGAAGUACUCGUACCUUGACAUCAUUGGACGAACUGUCGUGGUUCUGGAAAAGAGAAAUGUAGUCCCUGAGCAUCAUGUUCCUUUCCAGGUCCAUUACAAGUUCAACUCAUUAUUUAUGCUUGCUGAACCCUUGAUGCUAGCUUCUACGUUUUUCCUUCUCUUUGCCGCUUCUGUUGCAUACCUCCACAUCGACCUUUCAAUACGGAAAAAAUGCUGAACGGUGUAACACUUGAAAAAGGUUGAUGCCAUCGAGGAUCACGGAUAUAGGAAUGACUUUUUUCGCGGAUUUAGCCAAAAAUGUAGCAUGAACUGCAUACUUUACAUCAUAGUGAGACAUUGCAUCUGUUCUUGACAUUGACUUAUGUAUCUUUAGAUGAGAAAAACUGGGCGAUUCUUUUGCCUUGAAUUCGAGUAGCGAAACCUUUUUGGCCUUGAAUUCGAAAUGAUAUAGUUUAUUUUGUGAUGA